GGACAGGUAGCCCGAAAAUGUAAGCCGAUAGGAAAGAGUUUUAAUACAAAUUUUGUAAUAUUAGGAAAAUUAGAUGGCUAUGGUCAAAAGGAAAUAUACUACAUGUAAUGAAGAGGAUGUAUGUAGACCGUUCAGUUAUUGAAUAGGAGUAUUUUGAUCCAAGGAAAUAAUAAAAAGGCUUUUAGGAUGCCAGUUGCAUCUCUUAUUCAUGCGUCACUGUACGAUGCACUGGAGGUGAAAGGAAAUGGUGUAACAGAGGAAGAACUAUGGGCUCUACUGUGCCAUAGCAGUGAGGCCAUGCAGGAUAUAUUUUUGAGAGGUCAAGCCAUUGCUGAUAAUGGCCCUUCAUUCAUCAUCAGUCCUCAUACCUUGUUACUGCAACCAACUGGUCAGGUUCGGUUUGCUGAGAGUGUCAACACAUCACAGUAUGACGUUAGCGGAUACUUACCUCCAGAGAUCCUAGCCCACAGUGUCAGCUUCUCUGAAGUGGCUAUUGAAAAGAUGUAUGUGUACUCUCUUGGUAUGACAAUAUUCUGGGCAGCUGAAUUUGGUAAAACGCCCUCAAGAGACAGUAAUAAAUUGACUCGUUCCCUUCAUUCCCUCCUGCUCUCCAUGGUCGAGGAGAAUCCGGCAAGGAGGUCAGGAUUGAUCCAUGUGUUAGAGGCUUGUACACUGCACACUCAACAGUUUCCAAUCAAGGUACCCUACACACAUCACCUCAUUCGACUUGCUAAGAUGGUGCUCGGCAACAUCCAAGAUUUAAGCAGUCCUUUGUCUGAUUAUGAUACACAUGAUGGUGAAAAUACCAGUAGAGAGAUAUCAGUUCCAGCAGGGCGCCCUCUCUCAUUAUCAGGUUAUAAUGGUACUUCUAAGCAUCAGAUCCAGAAUUCCAAUGCUUUUGAUCCGCUAUCAAUGAAACGUCCCCAAUCACGUCCUAGCUACCACUCAGAACAUUCUAAACAUGAUGCACGAACCAAGAGUAUGCCACUUCAAAACCGCCAGUUCAGUCGCUAUGUCAAUGAUAGUACAACAACAAUUGAUUCUUACGACUCGCACGAGGAUCACAAACAUUCUAAAUAUUCCAAAAGUAAAAAUUCCUUUAAAAGUUACGAUGAAACCGGUGCUCAAUCGUAUCACAUGUCCGAUAUUUUCACUCCGAGCGCUUCCCAGUUGCCAUCUCGGAAUCGUUUUCGUGACAGGUCACCUACCGUGAGUCGAUCACGGGAAAGGUCUCAGAGAUUAUCUCAGUCCCCACCUUCACGGGCCAACAGCAGGUAUUCCAGGGCAAGUCAGGCGUAUGAAAGAUUAAGAGAGAGGCGAGAACGUCUGAGUGUUUUAAGAGGUGGUAUGGGGAUGCCCCCAGAUUUGAUUCAGUCAUCAUCAAGUUAUCAAAGUGGUGAUUCAUCGGGAAGCGAUUUUGAAGAUGGAAGAAAUUAUAAGAAAACAAGAACAAAAAGAUAUAAAUCAUUUCAGUCUAUUGCAUCUGGACACUCUACACAAGAAGGGAGCUAUCAUCCAGACCAGUUCCCAUAUUACCCAUCAAACACCACUCUGCAUACAGAUGGUAACUUUGGUGAUCAAAACCUUCCUGAUUACAGCGACAAUCUCAAUGUAAAUGGCCAGCCUGGAAAAUUGUCGGUACCCACUCCGACUCCGGAUGUUAUCCGUAGAAGAAACGGAGAGGUGGGCAAUCAGAGACAGAAACAUCCCAGGAGAAAACUAAAGAAAUUUUUUGGCCCAGAAUUUGCCGUUGCUCAUGAAGAAGCUAAUGUUUCGUUGUCAGCAGAUCCUUCUAUGUUGAGUCGUUCCGGGAAGCUUCCACCGAGUCGUAAGAAGGUGACAUGUGUGUUACUGAAUGGACGGCGAUUAAAUCUGAUGUGUGAUUUAGGAACCACAGGAAAGGAGAUGUUUGAACUGGUUGUUAAAUAUCUAGAUAUUCUUGAACAUUUCUUCUUCGGUCUUGCUUACAUCCGUGAUGGAGAGUACUUAUUCUUGGAACCAGAUGAGAAACUGCAUAAAGUUGGUCCUCCAUCAUGGAAAGAAGAAGUGAAGAAAAAGAGUCGAAUAUCAAACCAGUCAUUUACUGUGUUUUUCCGAGUGAAAUUCUAUGUUGAAAAUCCAGGUCUUCUCAGGCACAUAACCACAAGGCAUCAGUACUAUCUUCAGUUGCGGAAGGAUAUCUUAGAGGAAAGAACUAAGUGUGAUGAGCAGGCAGCCUUGCAACUUGCAUCUCUAGCUUUGCAAGCUGAGAUGGGAGAUUACGCAUCAUCCUCAGCAACCCGGAAUUACUUCCUGCCAGAGCAGUAUUUGCCAGUUUACGUGAUCUCUGCAAUCGGAGUGGCAGAGAUCAGGAGGAGACUACCUCCCAUGCAUGAACUUCAGAAGGGAAUGGCUGAGGAACAAGCAGAGCUAGAAUUUCUGAUGGAAGCAAGAAAGCUAGCGGAGUAUGGAAUCCACUUUCAUCGUAUUUCACAAAGCAAAAAGGAGAACGAGUUAUCGCUGUGGGUAGGGUUAUGUACAAGGGGAGUUAUUUUAUAUGACAAGCGAGGAAAACAACGUGUCCCAACACAGAGACACCCCUGGCAUCUUACCAAAAAAAUUGCAUUCAAUCGGAAACGAUUUGUCAUUGAAGCACGAGAUACUGACGGUAGGAUUAUACUUUACACUGAUAAUUAUAAGAAAGGGCGGUAUUUACUACAGUUCAGUAAGCAGCAGCACAGGUUUCAAAUGGCAAUGAGGCAGAAACUAAACACAUCACAACAGUUCAAUAAAGAAUAUCCAUUAGAUUCGGAUUCCUUUGGUGGAUCAAUCUCUCAGUCCAUUUCCAUUGGUUACAACUUUCAUGACCACGAGGACAGUUUUGAUGAUGGAUUUGAGGACUCUCUUCGAGACAGUUACCAGCCUCAGACAUCAAUACCCAAUAAUGGUGCGAAAAGUGGCUUCCGACUUAACAACUACGACAAUUCUCAUGAACAAGAUUCCAUUCUUGAAUACAGUCUCACAGGAGAUGCUCAGUAUGAGAAUGUGCGUGAAGUGCGUGGUAGACCAUCUUCCAAAAGAACGCAGAGUUUUGAGGAAAUUGAUGGGAAGAUUGUUGAUGAUUAUGACAUGGAAGCGGAAGACCCAGCUUACGCUACAAUAGAUAGUAUUAGACGCAAGCGGGAAAAGCAAAAUGAACAAAGAGACAGGUCACUUGAUCGUAAAACAGAUCCACAAGCAAAAGUUAUUGAUUCCAGUAUUAGGUCACAGCCUCAGACACCAUUUACUCCAGGAUUGAAUCCAAAUGAGACUAUUAGUAACUCCUUGCGGCAGCGUUUGGAUGAGCUCCCUGUACCAGAGACGCCGGAACGAGAAAUUAUUACCGUCAAAAUACAGAAAGAUCCAGAACUUGGAAUUGGUGUAACAAUUGUUGGCGGUGAGAAUUCGCGAAACCUUGACCUUGGUGUUUUCAUCAAAAGUGUCACUCCAGACGGCCCAGCAGAGCGGAAUGGACGCAUCAAGCCUGGUGACCGUAUCAUCUCAAUUAAUAAUCGUAGCCUUGAGGGCGUCAGCCACAAAGGGGCGGUUGAGAUGAUUCAGACGUCAAAGAAUGUGGUGAAGAUGAUACUUUCACAGCCGAAAACUCCUGAUCCAGAUUUCAUGCAUGCCAUUGAAUCAUCCAAUGAUCAUUUCAAAGAAUCGCCAUAUGCUACUGUUGACAAUCAUAAACCGCUUGCCAUUGAUAACACCAGGCAGACUAACACGCAACCGCUCGUAGACUUGCACGAUACUAAGCAAUUGCCUCCUGUUAAACCAAAACGACGACCAGAAAGCUUUGGAUCACAGUACAACCUAGGUGUGUCCGACCAACCUCCCGGGCCAUUGACAAACGGUAACUUAUUGACGGUACCGAAUGUCAAUGAGUCGAACACAAAUGGUUUAAAUCAUACAGAUGGUAUCAACAGUGAGGAUGACUCGCAGAAUGAUAUUGAUUUUGGAAGCGAUGAGGAAGAUGAGUUCCGCAGCGAUCGGGACAAUGUCACCACACCUGAGCAUACUGACUUUGAGGAUAUGAUCCCGGAUAAAACACCUGGUAGUCGAAAACCUUUAGUACUCCAAUCUGCAGAGAAAGAGCUCAGUAGAGAAGAACCAGUUGACAGCCAGAGGACACCAACAAGUACUGCUGUGGCUGUUGAUUCAGAAACCAGUGACGAUCUUCUGCCAGAAGAUCUCAAUCCAGGUGAUAGGUUUGCCGUCAGGCUAAAGAAGAUAAACAACAGUCUUGGAAUCAGUGUAACUGGUGGCAUUAACACUAGUGUGAAGCAUGGUGGUAUAUACAUCAAGACCAUUACAAAGGGAGGGGCUGCAGACCAGACUGGGCAGAUUCAAGUUGGUGAUCGAGUGAUUAGUGUGAAUGAUGAUCCAUUGACCAGUGUUACUCAUAAGCAGGCUGUGGAAGCCUUGCGCAAAGCCCCAGCUGUUACCAGCCUGGUAAUUGAACGAGGUGUCCCACCUUCUGGUGCCACUGCCCUUCCUCCGACACCUACACUUCCUCAAAUGGCCGACGAGACGUCUGUGGCAAAAGGUCUUGAAGAAGCUGCUGCCACUUCUGGUUCAUAUCAUCAAACUGAUGAUGACGAUGGUGAUGGUAGAAACCCUCACCAGUCAUCUGGUGUCACAUCACCGAUGUCUGACAAUGCAAAUCAGUCUACUACCAAAGUUCCAAACAACUCUGUAGUUGUGUCGCCGCAGAUUGCAUUAUCUCAUGAUGAGAUGUCAUCACCUGCAUUUAGCGACAGUGAGGACAUCCAGAUGGUGCUACCUUCUGACUAUGGCACAAGAGAUUCAACACCAUUUGGUCUUCCAGCAAGAGAUGUUGGUGAUGAUGAAGACUCUGAAUCACACAUCUCUACAGAAACACCCACGAUAGAAGAUUUUGGAGAUGCUCUAUCUUUGAACUCUAAUGUGCCAGAUUUGUCACACGAUCAAAGUUACAAUUCAAAAGAAGAUGUUAAUAAGGCAGAAAGUGAAGAAGACCUGUCCAUGGAUGAUGAUAAUGACGAGGAGACGUAUAUCCGUCGUCAAGUUGUAUCACCAGCACUUAGCACCCAAGAGGCUGACUUACUGGAGCGUAUAAGUUCACCAUCUCAAAACAAUGUCAUUCCGUCCACAGUCCAUCCAAAUCCAUCCCUGGAAACCACCCCUCGCAGCCCAGCGCCGGAGCUGGUGUUCACAUCCCCACCAUCAAGUCCAGUGGAUAGUGAGUGGUCCAAUACACCCCCAUCAUCAGUAAUGGAAGAGCCCUCGUUGCUGGUAGAUAACUCGGUCUUUUCACCAUCAUCAACUCUCAGCAGAACCGGUAACUUCUCAUUCAACGACAUGUCAUUGACCGGAACCAUGAGGUCAGUUAUUGGUCAAGGAGUGACCAUAGAUCUUCCAGAUCUGCCAUAUGUAACACCAGACAACACAUUUGAGGUGGAGCUGUUGAAGGGAUCUCAGGGUCUAGGCUUCAGUAUCCAAGGGGGUAAAGAUGCUCAUGAGGAUCCCAUAAUCCAGUUGAUUCGAAUCAAAAGGAUCUUCGCAGGUCAACCAGCAGCGGAGAGUGACAUGAUUGAAGUAAAUGAUGUCAUACUAAAGGUCAACCAGGCAGUGGUUCAUGGCCUUACACAUGCAGAAACUGUUGGUGUUUUACGCAGUGCUUCAAACCCAGUUAGCUUACUAUUGUGUCGUCCAAACGAGGAAGAACUUGAUAAUAUUCGAUUGAAGGCUGAGCAGGCUGAAAUGGAAGCUAAUCUGUCAAUAUCUCCUAGGCCAGUAACCCCUUCCCAGAACCCAAGUCCCGCAGACAAUACCAGCCUAUUUAGCUCCCCUUCACCAACUAAACUCAAUGGUGAUGAUAAUGAUGAUGAGUCCAGAAUACCCACUCCACCAUCAACAUCACCACCAAAAUCUCCAUUAGAAGAUCAGAAAAAAAGUGACAACAAUGAAAUCUUUGAGGUUAACUUAGUGAAACCAGCAAGAGGUGGGCUUGGCUUCACUGUGUCUGGAGGCGCCAAGACUGGAGGGUGCUACAUCAAGGGUGUGGUGGACGACCCAGCUAAAUCUGAUGGCCGUAUGCAACAAGGAGACAAGAUCCUUGAGGUAAAUGGACAAGAUAUCACUGUCAUGAGUCACUUCGAUGCUGUUUCUUUCCUACGGAUGACACCGAAAGAGGUCAACAUUAAAUUGUCUCGACCCAAAAAAUCAGAGGUGAGCUCUGAACCCAUUACCGGUCCUUUAUCUGACCCUGCAUCUCCACCGAGCAGCCUCGUCAGUAUCACAAGCAACCUUCCUGUUAUUGAGAUGGAACGCAAUGCGGCUGGACAUUUAGGACUAUCCUUAACGCUUGACCUGAAGGGUCGUAGGCCAGGUGUUUUCAUAAGUGAUGUCAUUCCAGGGUUACCUGCUGACCUUGAAGGUUCCAUCCAACCAGGGGAUCAAGUUCACUACAUCAAUGGGCAGAGUUUGUCUGGUCUGGGUUUAUUGCAGGCCAGAAGGGCUCUAGAAGCUGCUGCACCUGUUGUGAAGCUUCAACUUACAAGAAAGGGAGAACCAGUUGUAGAAAUUCCAAAGGUAACACCUCCUGUAUCUGACGUAGAUGAUGAGUCCGAGCAUAGUAAAUUAGAAGUCUCGCAGAAUACAAAUGUGGACAGUGCCCUUAAUUCAACAGGAGGCAAGAACAAGUCAGGAAAACUGGAGAAUAAUAAUCACUUGAAACCAAUCAGAACACAUAAUUUACGUAGUGAAUCAGACAUUGAUCUUGGUGAUAUUUCAUCUGAUUCCGAUUGGGAAGAUUUCUCAUCGGAUGGUGACCAAUUAAAAGAUGUAGAUAACCUCUUAGCUUCCAUAGAAGCCAAUCGAAAGGAAUUUCAGUCCAACAAGCCGGCAGAUGACGUCAGCAAGGCACAUCAAAAAGAAGAGAAAGAAGACGUUGAAGAAAAAGAGAAGGAAGAGGAAAAUACAAAGAAAUUGAUGAAAGAUAAUCCACUGUCCCCACUUCCUCUUAUAUUGCCAGCUGUCAAUACCAGCACACCAGCGGAGGGUGAAAAUACAUUAAAAAGAACACCCAUUGUAUCCCAGAAUUCAUUUGAUCAGCUGAAGGAUCCAAAGUCUCCAGGAACACUGUCAAAUAUAUCAGCUGCUAGUGAUGAUAGACUCCAGUCUCCAGCCUUUGAUUUCUCAGCCUCUGAAGACGAUAAACUUUCCCCAGCUGAUAAUGAACAUAAAUUUAGUUUCUCUGAAAAGGAUAUUGCAAACCGACCUUCAACCCCACUUAGUAAUGAUGAGAAUGCAUCAGGUGAUGUCUCACCAGCCCAACAUACACCUUGGUCACCAUCAGUGAAAUCACCUGUAUUGUCUGUAAAUGAGGCAUCCCGCUUAGCAAUUAGGUCUCCAUCUCCUACUGACACGGAUGUUAGUAAGCAGGAGGAAACUUCUCGUCAGGGUGGUGUCAUUCGAAUUGAGUUUGAAAAGCCAGCAAGUGGUGGUCUUGGGUUCAGCUUGAUAGGGGGAGAAAAAGGAGGUAAGACAAGUGUUUUUAUCAAGACUAUCACACCAGGUGGAGUAGCAGCAAAUGAUGGAAGGUUACGAAUUGGAGAUAAAUUACUACAGGUUAAUGGACAGAGCCUUGUAGGGAUGACACAUAAUAAAGCCAUAAGCCUGCUGAGACGGGCAAAAGGUACGGUAAAGCUAGCCAUCGUCAGGGCCUCAUCACGGCCAGUCAGCCGCAUGGAAGAGAAUGGCGCAUCCGAUGCUGAUGAACUGGAUGCGCAUCUUGAUAUCUUAAACGAUAAAUCCUAUGAGAAAAACCAUAGUCAACUUACUGAGCCAGAAAUGUCAGAGGUCACAGGAUCUGUCCUGGAGUCCCAGAGUAUGAUGUCCUCACAGGGUAAUGACCCUGUCGAAACAGGAACCCCUGUGUUAUCGGAUGUCGAGCACAGUGGUAGCAUCGAUUUUGAUUCGUGUUCCUCCUUACCCCUCACGGCCACAGCUUUGUCAGGGCCCCCUUCACUCACUAUGGACUCCACAUUUAACCCAUUCACACCACCCCCGGUGAAGUUCGCUGAUAAUGAGUAUUUUGAAGGUCAUAAUACUGACAGUGAUCUUGACUCAGUCCCAGAUUUACCUGUUGAAAGAGAAGCGAUUAACAAAGCAAGUAAACUCAUAUCAAAGGUUGUACAGGUACGUCAACUUUCUGACACAGAAAAUUCUGAAUCCUGGAACAGCGACACCGAAUUACCUCUAGAGAAUAACAACCACACCCCGAGAGAAACCCCUUCCAUUAAGAUCAUGGGUGUAAUCACUGAUACAGAGCUACAACGAAUGUCGUUAGUAAAACCAAGUAGUAGCAGUCGUUAUUCUGGCCGGUUGUUAAAGACGAUGCUUAGUAACCUUAAUAGAGCUAUUGAUAAAGAAGAUCCUGUGGAAGAAUACAAGCAAUUAAGACAACUGAAACCAAUUGAUAACUGCGAUGUUGCUAAGAAACCUGUCAACAAAGACAAAAAUCGUUAUAGAAAUGUGUUACCAUACGAUAAGACGCGGGUUACUCUGCAGAAUGGGGACGGUUCUGAUUACAUAAAUGCGAGUCACAUUCAAAUGAAAGUCGGCACAAAUGAAUUACAGUACAUUGCGUGCCAGGGGCCGCUGCCCAAUAGUCUUGUUGACUUCUGGCAAAUGAUCUGGGAACAGAAAGUGAGCGUUAUUGCGAUGGUCACUAUGGACAUUGAAAAUGGAAAGGUGAAGUGUCAUCGUUAUUGGCCCAGCUCAACAGACUCGCCUGUGGUGGUCACGGAUCGUUUUGAAAUUCGAUUGGACAGCUUGCAGACGCUUGAGAACUUCGAUAUUCGUAGGAUGACCAUCACAAACUUGAAGACCAGUGAGAUCCAACAUGUCUCUCAUUUAAACUUCACAACCUGGCCUGAUCAUGGGGUACCCACAACCUCCAUCCAUCUACUCCGCUACAUCAAGUAUAUGCGAAGAAUCCACCAAUCGGGACCAAUUGUCGUUCACUGCAGUGCAGGGAUUGGUCGCACAGGAACCCUUAUCACCAUAGAUACGAUGAUGAAUCUUGUUGACCAGAAUGAACAGUUCAAGAUUUAUGACAUUGUGAAGGAGCUGAGAAGGCAACGGCAUGGGAUGAUUCAAACUAAAGACCAGUAUAUAUUCUGUUACAAGGCUGCAUUGGAGACUCUGAAAUCAUUAACCUGAUGAAUGCAACUACGAAAAAUGACCAUCCCCAUUAUUUUGAUUGGAUUUGUAGUCUAAUUUACAUUCAGAUAUUCACAAUCUUGACUUUAAUGUUACUCUCAUCGUCAGCAUGCCUGGUGUUUCUACAACAAUAAUGAUGGAAAUAAUGACUAAAUUAUAAUUUGUUCAAUUCCUGUAAUGUAUGAUAAAUGCUAUAUUGCCAUCGCCAGUGCGAUCAUUCCUAAAAAUAGAAGCUUUACGGGAAUUUAUUCGCAUUCAAAAUUUCUGUUCUGAAUGCACAACUGUAUUUCUAAUAAGCAUACGAAGUGUGUGCAUCAAACAUUUGCUGUGUUGCUGGUCCAGUCGAUUCUCCAUUGUGCAGUUAUUAGGCUCUGUGAUUUGCCCAUAUAUGGGUGUGAUAUGACAUUGUCAUGCCCAUACAUGGGUUGACAUGAGCUAUGUCCAUAUAUGGAUGUGAUAUAACAUCAUCAUGCCUAUAUAUAUGGGAAAGUCAAAAAAUUUUUCUUAGCAUCUUGCUUAGCAUUCUUGAAUUUGUAUACAUAGUGUUAUCUCCCAAAUUAGUAUUAGUGUACUUUUCAAUGUGUUAUAAAAUCAUUUUUCCCUCAAAGAUAUCUUGCAUUUUAAAUAUGGAGUCUUGCUAAAUCUACCUUCCUACACUUUUUGUGGAACCUUCCAUUGCUUUUUUUAAUGAAGUAAAUAUAUAAAUAAUAAUUAAGUAUAAUUUUUCAAACAAAUAAAUAUCUAUGUAGUUUACUAUUCUUAAUCCAAAACCUCACCUUGUAUUUAAAUAAUCAAGCUGCAAUACUUGAAUGAUUAUAAAAUUUCACUUGAUAUGAUUUUGAUAAUUUUAAUAAUUUAAAAUCUUUCUGCUAAUUCUGCAUGUUGACUGGUUAUAAACAUGUACAUACAUAAAUAGGAUUGUUUUAUUCUAUUCUCAUAAUACCAGUAACAGAUAUAAAUUUAAUCCUUUUAAAAACAUCAAUAUUUUAAAGUUUAUGACGGGUUAACAAAAUAUAUAAUGCACAAGUUCACAUCCUCUAUGGUAUUGCACAUUAACUCACUAGCAGUGGUCGUCAGAACGUGAAAUCUCGCCCCGGGGGGUUCAGGGAAAAACCAGGAGGUAACCAUCUAAAAAUAAAUAAUAGUAAUGGUAGACUUAUAUAGCGCAUAUUGUUAAGCCCUUUUUGCAUUUCUAAUAUCAUUACCCCAGUCUUUAGAUUAAGUGCCUACGGAACACCAACUUAAGCUCCCUGUGGCGUAUUCUAUAAUGUUGCAGCAGCUACAUCAGCGCAUUUUGGCAUUUAACCCUAUCACGUACCCACUUAUACUCCUGGGUGGAGAGAAGCAAUGCAGAUAAAGUGCCUUGCUCAAGGACACAAGUGAAAUGCACAGCGAGGGAUUGAAACCCUGACCUCGAGGUUGGCAAACCAAACAGUUCCUGCUGUGCCAAACCACUUCCAAAAAAUACCAUGUGUUUGUUCAUAUUUCAUUACAGUUGAUGGGAAUAAUUUUCAUUAUGGUGGAGCCCUUUAUGCCUUGGCAAGGCUUGGCGGUCAGUGUGUAAAAACAAUGCAAAAAAUAGAAUGAAGGAGAAAAGAACACAAUGAUACAUUACAAUCCAUGAUCGCUAAUGGUCAGUUCAGACUUCUAGGAAAUGGGUCUGUAAGGAUUUGAACCCAAGCCUCUGGAAUUACAAAGCUAGCAUUAUUGUAUCAGCCGGAGAAUGUGUUCCAUAUGAAUAAGUGCAUAGAGGUCUCCACAAUAUGCGCUCUAUAAGUCAACCCUUAUUAUUAUUAUUAUUAUUACUAUUAUUAUUAUUAUUAUUGCUGAAAUGUUAUUACCUAAGAAGUUGUCAAAACAUUGUGGUAAGUUUUGUAUAUUUUGAUACUUUGGAGAUAUUUUUGUUUGCACUAUUUUUCCCCUAUCCAUUUCACACUCGUUAUCAAAAGCUAUAUAAUACAGGGUCGCCAGCUUUAGGUUUUACUUGAGUGGGUUAAGUCCAUAACGAUGUGUUAGGAAUACUGAAAUAUAUCUGAAUUACCCACAUGGCCUUCACAAGUGUGUUUAGAUGCGGUAUCUUCAAAACAAACAACCAUUUUCGUUAGCCUUUGAUUUUUAUAUGUUAGAGCACUGGGUUAAAAUGGCAAGUUUAAUACUGAAAAUACUAUAUAACAAUGCCCCAUUAAGUCAUUCUAAUGUUGUUAAACCAUUAGACAUAAAUCACUGCUAAAAUGUAAAAGCCACCUCUGUUGUGCUGGCCCCUCAUUAGUUAGAAUUUGAUAAAAGUGCAUUUCAGAUGCAACUUAGCCUGGGGAGUGUAUUUAAUGAUCAUACUCCCACUGCUGGUUUAAAAUGUUUCCCCAGCUAACAAACUUGACUAAAUUGCAUCUAAUACCAGUCAUUAUUUUUUUUUUUGACUAAUGUUUUCUAAUCAUUAUUCACACUAUUAUCACGCAAUAUAAUAUUUACAUAUAUAUGUAGAAAUUGGAGAAACCUCAUCUGGAUUAUAUCGCCAUUUACAUUAUCGUUUUUUGUGCAUCAUUUUUGUCCUUGGUGAGCAAUAAUCGGAAAAGGAUAGGAACAAUAUUUCUAUCCAUUACUGAUGAUGGAGUUGUUCCUCCAUACCAAGUUUAAUAUAAUUAUUUAAAAAUAUUCUCAAAAUAAUAUUUGUUAAACAUUUCUUAAAUAUAACAAAGUGUAUAUUUUACUUACUGUAACUUUAAUUUGCCUUUUAAAUUUAGUGUUAGAGAUUUCCCUUACUAAUCAUCACAAAAAUGUGGUGUAAAAAAAUGUUAUGGUGCCGUCCGUAUGCCUGUCUUCCGGGAAUGAACACAGUAAACCAUUUUUUUUUAUGUUUUGGCUAUGUUUAUAUCUGAUAAUUAUUUUAUCUAAACCAACUUGCCAUUGUGUAUAUUUUAACUGAAUUGCAUUGAUUUUCAUACUUUAUGUUAAAUGAUUUAGAUAAUAUUGAUGUUUUUUCUUAUGAUACAGGCUUAAAUAACUAGUAAAAAUGGUAGACGUUUUAAACAUUUUUAAUUGGUUUUCUGCUUGUAUCGCUACAUUGGGUAUACUGUAUAUUUUUAAGAUGUUAAAUAUUUCAGAUGUAGUUCUACAUGCCUUCAUCAUUAUUGCUAAAAAGAGAAUAAUGAAUCAUUCGUAUAUAUUAGUAUAUAUAAUAAAUAAAUAAAAUUAUGUAAGGUUUUAAUCACAUAACAAUCAUUGGUAAUUUAAAUACUCUAUAUUAAAAUGAGUCAAUCAUGUGAUAAGUUUGUAGAUAAUAUAAAAACCCUGUAAAUUUGAUCUCAUAUAGAUUCUGUGAUAAUGUACAUAGGUUUACAAGUUUUAACAUGUACUAUAUUGGCUGAUGUACUUGGCAAAGAAUAAAAAUAUCCCUUUAAGCUUUAAA
This is a messenger RNA of Anneissia japonica, 12631 nucleotides long. Its product is annotated as tyrosine-protein phosphatase non-receptor type 13-like. Gene Ontology annotation, cellular component: cytoskeleton. The coding region runs from base 187 to 9225 and encodes 3012 amino acids. Gene Ontology annotation, biological process: protein dephosphorylation. Lineage: Eukaryota; Metazoa; Echinodermata; Crinoidea; Comatulida; Comatulidae. The record is from RefSeq and is a predicted model, not a curated record. The transcript is spliced from 42 exons. Gene Ontology annotation, molecular function: protein binding; protein tyrosine phosphatase activity.